AUGGCGGACGAGUGGCCCAACUGGACGAACGUGGAGGAGAUCGUCAAGAAGGAGAAGUUCAUGUCCGGCAACGAGGAGUUCACCGCAUUCAACAAGAAGGUCCUCAAGGCGUCGCCAGAGGAGAUAGCCGAGCAGGUGGAGCACGCGGAGGCGAUGUGGCACUUCCUGAUCGGCUUCGCCGGCUGCAAGAAGAUAUACAAGAGCAAGAUUCUGCAGGUGUUCAACAAGCUCAUGCAGGUGCCCUCGUGGGUGGCCGUGUGGGAGGCGCAGUCGGGACCCCUCGGGGACAAGUUCAAGGCUCUCCACGCGGACCUUCAGGCCGCCCUGGCGGUCCAGAGCCCCGUGAUCAUGAAGUCGAUCUCGCCCAUGGCUAUGGCGUCCAUUAACCAGGUGUCGGCGAUGGACCGGCCCGAGGAAAUAGGCAGAGCCAUGGAGAGGGACCGCCUCGUCGACGAGAUUAGGAAGGAGGCGGGGCCCACCAACGAGGCGUUCGGCAACGACGGCGGUGGAGGGGAAGCGUCGGAGCUGUCGGCUCUCCAGGACGGCAUCGACGCGGUGAUCGCCCUGGCCGGGCGCACCGACGGCAGCGUCGCGACGCUCAACCGGCUCCGCAUAGGCUGCAUCCAGUGCGCGGGCCACGAGGCCAACUUCCGGCAGGAGAGCAAGCACGCGCCCGAGGUGUUCGGCUUCCUGCUGGCCUUUGCCCGGAGGGAGCCGGCCAGCAUCCACCUCGUGGCCGAGGUCAUGAACCCUAUCAUGGCCAGCCCCAGCUGGGCCUCCGUCCUGGAGGGCAACGUCAUCCUGCAGGAGAGCCUGCGCGGCCUUACCGCCGACGCCCAGGCCGCCCUGGGGCUCCAGAGCGAGGCGCUGAUGAAGCUGAUCAGCGACGACGGCAGGAGGAAGGCAUCCGGUGGGGAGGUGUCCGACAAGGUCAAGGGGGUGGCGGACAAGAUGAAGAGCAUCCGCUGGGCCGCGGACGCGACGGCGGGGGAGGCGGCGAGGCCGUCGUCGCCGGUGAAGGGCCACGAGUGGAAGGCGGCAAGGACGCCCGAGGGCCACACGUACUACUUCAACGCCAAGACGCGGGAGUCGACCUGGGAGAGGCCCGCGAGCCUGGGCGGGCCCCACGUCUACAGCGUGGGCGAGGCCGUGGAGGUGUGGAGCAACUCGCAGCGGAAGUGGGGCAGGGGGGUCGUCGAGAAGGUGGAGGGGGGCACGGUGACUGCCGAGUUCACCCUGCCAGGCGGCAGCGCGGCGAAGAAGGAGCUGCCCGCGACGCACAAGGACCUCCGGCCCGCCGAGGGGGGGCCAGCCUGGCCUCCCGACGAGGAGGCGGCCUACAGGAGGCUCUUCGACAGCUUGGCCGGGGCGCCCGACGCAAAGCCCACCGCCGCCGUCGUGGAGGCGCUGCGCAAGUCUGGGCUGACCAGCCGCGCGCUGGGGCAGGUCUGGGCGGUGGCCAACCCGGGCAACAAGGCCGACCUGGGCUUCGAGGAGUUCGCAAAGUGCUGCAGGCUCGUGGCGCACUGCCAGGCGAUGGCGGGGUCGCCGGUCCUGGCCGAGGCGGACAGGCCCCUGCGCGUGAAGCUGCGGGAG
Molecule: messenger RNA, 1596 nt
Organism: Prorocentrum cordatum
Lineage: Eukaryota; Dinophyceae; Prorocentrales; Prorocentraceae
Source: the annotation of a GenBank genome assembly